Pongo pygmaeus (Bornean orangutan) is the source of this 6042-nucleotide messenger RNA. RefSeq lists its product as uncharacterized. Lineage: Eukaryota; Metazoa; Chordata; Mammalia; Primates; Hominidae. The record is from RefSeq and is a predicted model, not a curated record.
AUGCGGCCGGGCUCGGCCCCGCGCGCCCCAGAGUGCGGGGCGCCCGCGCUCCCCCGACCCCAACUUGACCGUCUCCCGGCUCGCCCAGCCCCCUCCCGGGGUAGGGGCGCCCCCUCGCUCCGGUGGCCGGGGAAGGAAGUCGGUCCGCGGCCGCAGAUCCCGGCAACUUGCGAGCCGGGAAAAGUUUGCGGCGCCUCCGCGGGGCGGCGGCGCGACGCGUCCCGCCCCUCGCGUCCGCGGUCACCGCGGGUGACUUUCUCGACUCGUCGUCAGCCGGGGCCGCAGCGCGGCCGGCGGGGACUGCGGGGAGGGCCGGAGUCCGUCCGAGGGCUCCCGCACCUCGGGCUGCGGAUUUCAGGUACUCCACUGGGCAUUUUCUCUUCAUGGAGCUUAUAGCAACAAAAGUGCUUUACAAAAGUGCUUUACAAAAGUAAGUGCAUAAAUACAGAUACUCAACAAAUAUUUGCUGAAUAAAAUACUCAGAUGAGAAUAAUUAAAAGUCCACCUUGUCCACCUUAAAGAGAAUGAUGAUCAUGCUUUAGUGGAGAGAAUGAAGGUAUCAAAGAAAGAACUGGCAGAAAAACAGAGCUUAGUUCCAGUAUCUAGCCUAAACGUUUAUGCUUUAAAACAGGUAUACGCAUUUGAAAAGAGACAAAGACAAGUGAUAGGGUUUCUAGAAGAAAUAUAGCAGUGUUGAUUUAACGUAGUACAUUUUAUGACCUAGUUUUGUUUGAAGAACACGAACGUUUGUAAAGGUAUAUUUCUUAAAUAAUCAGUAGCUGUUUGCAUUGUGAUUGGAUGUCUAAUUAAAUGGCCUAAUCAUAACCAUAAUAUCUCACUUGAAUGCUGUUUUUAAAUUCAUUUUUAAAAUAGCUUGAAAUAAACCAAUUUAGUUACAUGAAGGAAAGUAUACCUUUUGAAAUCAACUAAAUCCACAGUAAGGAAAAUUAUCGUCAGUGUAUCACUAAAUGUAAAUUAAGCACUGGAAGUAGCAUCUUGCCAAGAAGGUCUUCACUCUAGACAAUCACUUUGUGUAGAAGAGGUUUAAUGUGGAAUGUGGACUGCAGUGAGAGAUGCCGUUAUUCCUCUGAGGGUCUAUUUGGUGACAUCAGGAAAAUACUAACGCCCCCCACCACUUCAACAUUUGUAAACCUGGCAACUUCCGGAAAGCCUAGUGGCCCUAUUUCAAAGUAACCACUCAACCUAGAACUUAGCAUUGAUAUUUGAACAAGCUAUUCUUGUAGAAUAUGGGUUCUCCUCUGUGCAGAUUUGCUGGCUGGGCUAUCUUGUAAGAGAUCACAGCAGUUUAUCUCAGAGUGUAGUCCUUAGAGCACCUGUGUCAGAAUCACCUGUAGUGCUUACAAAACUUCAAACUCCUGGGCACAUCCCACAUUUACAUAAUCAGAAUGUCUGUAAACAGAACCUAGAAUCUCUGUUCAUAAAACCCAUUUAUGCCUAGUGUUCCAUUGGAAUGCUAAGCUUGUGGGAGUUAUUUAUAUCCUACGGCUCAAGGUCAUCGCCAAGGUCUGAUUUUUCACAAAAAAAUGUGCAACCUCUGGCAUAAAUGGGUUAAUGAACUCCUUCAGAAGUGAGAGUUAAUUACACUAAAUUUUAAGAAUUAGUGUUAGAGUUUUCUUGCCACAAUUGUAAUGCUCAUGUUGCUUUCUUCCAGGAACAUUAAAAUCUCCCCAGAUGCUCACUGCUCUGAUCAUUUCCCCUACAGCACCAGACAUGUUGGCAUCAUCUCUUAGUUGGGCCCUGUGGCCAGGGAACCCCUCAUGAAACCACCUCUGCAGUCCUGGAGAGUUGCUGUAGAAGAAGGAAAAGAGAGGAAGACAACACAACGCAGGAGGGGAUAAGUACCUCUGGACACAAUGGAAGUAGUAGUUGUUGAGCAGAGGGAAAGGGAUAGGGGAAGGAUGUGGACUGCAGUGCUGCAGUGCCAGGUAAUAACUUUGAUCAUGUACCUCCUUGGCUCAGGUGCUGUCUCUUCUACUCUCUUCCUUACUUGUACUACCUUAUUUAGCACUUAAUUAUAUACUUUCUUGACUCACUUUGAGACACACUGAUUAUGUGGUCUGCCUCAAAGACAGAAUCCUAGUUUUGGAUUUUAGCAUUACUGAUCUAUGUAGCCUUGCAGGGGCUUAAGGAUGGCAGCUGUCUCUCUCCCUUGGGAUCUAGCUUUUGCAAAUAUUGAAGGGAAGAGAUUUCUAUGAUCUUAUAGGAAUAGAUCCACAGUUCAUCUCCAAAUUUGCUUUUAUAGAGAAGUGUGUGUCACCAAAACAAUGGAGAUACGGUCAGAGAGGCCCCUACCCCCAGAAUUUUAAUAUAAUUUUACUUUCCGGGACAUUUAUUCUUGUCAAAUACUUUCUCUCCUAUCAGCUCACUUGUUCCUCACAAAAGCCCUGUAAGAUAUUAAUAUUAUUAAACAGACCCCUAUGAAGCACCUCAAGUCUUUCUCUCUUCCCACUUCCAUUCUUGCACACCUUUUGCUAGACUAGUCUCUGCGUUCAUCACAUCAGGUUUCUAAAAUAAAAGUCCCCUAAUAACUUUCUGUUUGUUCCCUCAUCAAGUUGACCCUUUUUUGCCUGGCUUAUAAGGUGGCCUUAAAACCCCAUUUUCCUCUAAACAUUGUCUCUGUAGUUCAGUAACAUAGCAGGCUCAACACUAUGCAUGAGCCCAUAUUGCUUCCCUCAUUAGUGAUGCCUCCUCUCAAACCACCCAGAUUCUACUCAUUCUUCAAUUUCCAGCUUCUCCUUGGAGCCUUCCCAGAUCAUUAGCUUGUUAAAAAUCCCAGCUUUCUCUGAAUUCUGAUGGUAGCCACCGUUAUUUGGACAAUUAUGUCCUGGUCUUAAAGUCCUAAUGGAAAAAAAAAGUAUAUGAUGGACUUCAUGUAGAGAAGAAAGCACUGGACUGAGUUUUAAGACAGCUGCGAAGGAGCUGUGUGAGCCAAACCAGGUUACUUUACCUCUCUGGAUCUAUAUUUGCUGAUCUGUUAAGUGGAGAGGAUUGGGUCAGAUAAUCUUGGUGGUCUUUGCUUAUUCUGAGGUUCUUGGACAACUUGGCCUAGUUCACGUGGGAUGGGAUUGAAGAUCUUACUGAGUUCUUGGAUGGAAAUGUCAGUAACGGGCACUCAGUGCCUUCAGGACUUGUUCUAUGCUAUCCCAGAAAUUUCUGAUGCUAAACUUGGCAAUUUUUAAAUGCCAUAUUCCUUUUCUCCAAACUCUUUAACCACAAGAAUUCAGAGAAGGUUAAUGGGGGGUGACUUAGUUAUCUGGAUAAUAUGUAUUGUGGACAAUAUAGCAUUAUCCUUGGGAAUGAUUUCAUAUUGUUGAAUAAAUAGGAUCAACUUCUUGAUAAACCUUAGUCCUAAGCAUUUCAUCUUCAUUGGAUAGUGUUAUAUAGUAAUAUAUUUAUGUUUUCUUUUAAUCAUUUCAUAACUUGGAAAAUACUAACGUAGUCAAAACUCUAGGGUAGGUGAUACAUGAGUUUCUAUAGUAAUCUGGUUGGACACAUGUUGUAAUUCUGCAUAUAUAUGUACAUUUAUCCCAUGCAUGUUAUGCCUAAACUAAGAAGGAUACCCCCAAAUUAAGAGGUGCUGUUGUACAUUGACCAGGCUUAAGAAUAUCUCUUUAAAGUGUGUCGACAUUUAAUUGACCUUUGAAAGUUCAUUCUGUUAAUCAUACUCAAAGUGCUAAAGCUAUGGUUGACUGCUCUGGUGUUUUUGUAUUCAUUCGUGCUUUAGCAUAUAAAUUCUUCAGCAUAAUUGCUACUUAUUUAGCAAGAGUUUCCUUUCUUUGAAAAUGUGAGUUCUGCUUGUAUUUUUGUGUCUUUCUUUCUUUCUUUUUUUAAACUUUGCUUCAGGCUGGGUAGUGGUAGAGGUUUGAAUUAAAAUGUUUUCCUGUCAGUAGCUGUAUGAGGUGUGGCUUCUUAAUCUAGAAGUAAUGGAAAUUUCUUGCUUAAAUGAAGUGCACUUUUCUUCCUACAGAAUUUAGAACUCUUUUAGACAAGCUUAACACUUCAAAACCGUAUAUCUUUAACAGAAACUUUUGGAAAUUUUAAAAUUCCAUUUGUGUAGAUUAAAAAUAUCAGUGCUAAUACUUUCUAUUAAAUAAGGAUUUUUCUAUUUUCAUAAAACCUCUAAUUAUAUUCCUUGAAUUGCUAUGGGUAGAAUUUUGUUGUAAACACAAUAUUUUUUAAAAGUCAAAUAUAUUUUAAAAAUCUUAACAUUAUAUUACUAUAACUUAGAGAACAGAUGUUUACAUGUUUAAAAUUUUCUAGGCCUUAAAUUUGUGAAAUCAGUCUUUCAGAAGUUAUUUUUAAUAUAGUUAGCUGUGUUACAGGUUUAUAAGUUGGCAUUUCAAUUUAAAAUUUUUUCAAUUUAUAUUUCAAUGACCAGAAAAAAUAGUUAAACUUGUUCCUAAAUUCUAAUAGAAAAAUAAAAAACCACAUAGUUGUUAAUUUCUGGUAAUUUAUCUUGAGACUCCAGACAUGUUUUUAGAACAUUUUUACCUUAAAAGCAAUUUUAAAAUAGGGAAAUUAAAGUUUAAAGCAGAGUUUUCACUUUAAUGAGGUAAUUUUAUACUUCCCAGAUAGGUAGGCCCAUAUUCAAGAUCACUCUGAUCUCUGUUUAUAGUAAGUUUUGAUGCCAUUAUAUCAUUUACUUGUUCACGCAUUAUAAGCAUAGUAGAUAGCCCCAUUGUCACGAAGCUGGCAUUUUCUUGUCUGUCAUUCAAUAUUGUCCCCUUUUUUUUUCUGUUUUCAUCAUAGCCGUCCUUUUCAUUUUAUUGUAGCCCUGACUCAAAAUGAAAGUAAGUUUGUUCCUCUUAAACAUGUCACUUGAAACUCUUUUUUAAGAAUAUACAGUGAAAUGUCUUAAAUAUUAUCUAAAUAAUACGUAAAGAAUGCAAAUGACUUGCAAUGCUGAAUAGUCAGACACAGGAUGUUCCAUGCUAAGGGUAGACUCAUAUUUCCACUUUAUAAAAUGUGGUUUCAGAAAAUAAAUAGAUGUGUUUCUUCCUUAAUAAUUAGUGUUUCAGGACCAAAGUUGACUAAAUAUGGAAGUUUAAGAUAAAGCCUGGUUUCUUAGGGAAUCUUUCUCAGUCCUUAGUAAUUCUGUAGGAUUGAUGAUAGAGUGACAACUUCAAUACACUCAGUAUUCUUUUCUGUUUGAAGUCUGUUUUGCCAUUGUAAAAAACUUAUUGUCGUUUGAAUUUGGGUAUAUGUAUUCACAGAUGGUUUACUUUAUUUUUAUUUUAUUUAAACAAAUACUUUCAUGUCCCAAACACUGAGACAUGUUUCAUGUCCUAAACACUUCAUAAAUACUAGAAUAUUUAAUCCUCUUAACUCUGUAAUUAUAAUAUCUUCAUUUAACAAUUGAGAAAACUAAGAUACGAAGUUUUAUUUAACGGUAAGGCCUUAAGUAAGGGGAGAGUGAUAAGUGUAAGCAGAGUGGAAAACUUAGUAGUGCUAAGAAGCAACAGAAGUAUGUGCAAGAGCUUGGGAAGAUGUGUCUACUUGGAAAGGAUCAGGGACUCAGCUGGGAUCAGUCUUAAAGAGCAACAUGUCCUCAUUCCUCAAUUUUAAGCCUUUGGGCUCUAGAAGUAAAGGGCAAACUUAGAAAGAGGAGGCACUCCUCAGGUUUCGGCUGCCUGUUCCGUCCUGGUGAGGUGGCUAUACUGGCUCAUGUGUUUCUCAUAGGGCUACAUGAGCCUUUAUGUCUUACCUCCUCCUCAUUUCUUGGCUGACUCCUGCUUUUUUGGAGGGUUUAACUUCUCUCUCAGCUAGAAGGUUAGGCAUUGCAAAUAUCAGUGGAUAAUUUUUUUCUUAGCUUUAACCCCAGCCCAUUUCAACCCCCUUUUUGCCCUUUGUAUAUUCUUUUGAAAAUAUGAUCCAGUAGUGUUUAUGAACGUGUGUUGUGUAAAAUUUAGAGAUUGAUGUUAAACAACAGAAUUAAAGGACAAAGCUGUCUUUUUUGUUGGAAUUGGGGAUGGGAGAGCAGCUCAAAGUAGGAAAUAUGGAGAAAGGAGAGACAUUGUGGAA